This is a messenger RNA of Drosophila kikkawai, 2464 nucleotides long. RefSeq names its product Inner centromere protein (gene Incenp). Lineage: Eukaryota; Metazoa; Arthropoda; Insecta; Diptera; Drosophilidae. Gene Ontology annotation, biological process: metaphase chromosome alignment; meiotic spindle midzone assembly; mitotic cytokinesis. The record is from RefSeq and is a predicted model, not a curated record. Gene Ontology annotation, cellular component: meiotic spindle midzone; chromosome passenger complex; kinetochore.
AUAUCGAUAGUGCGAUGAAACCGAUGUUCUGAAAAAUAGUUUCAUCGAUAGUAUUUGGCCAGCACUAGCUGUCGCGCGUCCCCAUUGCCGCCAUUUAAAAUAAACAUCGUGCAACAUGGAGGACGUAAUGGGCGUACUUGGUUCGCUGUCGGACCUGCAGCGCGAAUUGGAGGUGCUGCGUCAAGCCCAUUUCCAGGAGCUGGACCAGCUUUUUUACGGCCUGGGCUCCACGUCUGUGAGCCAUGACGCGGAGGCCACUGCAGAGGAGAGUGUCCCAACAGCCAGGAGCGGAGGAUCCUCGGUGACACCGCAGCAAACCAAGAAGCGCGCCAAGCGACUCUCCUCUCUGGUCGAGGACAAGGACGAGCUCGAGGGUGAGUAUCAUCCCGGAGUCGGAACGGACGCUGAGACCAGUACUGACUUCCGACAAUCGUCAGCCAACUCGUCAACUCGACAGAGCACUCGGGUCAACAACUCCCAGCUGCUGGCCAUCGCCGAGGGCAACCUGAAUACUACGGCCUCCCUAAUGCCACCGCCGCCUGUACCGGCUGUGACAGACAUCACCUUAAACUCUGGUCGGCCACAGCGCGCCGCCAAGCUGAAGUCCGAGAAAUUGCUCAAAGAGCCUUCGCUCAACCGCAAAAUGCGCCGCCCCAGCCAGGAGGAGAGCAUCCGCGUCAAGGUGGAGAGCGAGCAACGGCCAUCGCAGUUCAACAGCUCCACCAGCAGACAGGCCAACGCGGAAAAGGUGCCACAGCAGCAGCCAGAGCAGGAUUCUGUACUUCCCGCUCCAAAAGAGACGGAACCCGUAACCGAUCAGCCGCCGGAGGAUAUAAAUACCUCGAAGAACCUGAUCGUGAAGAUCAAGCGCGAGAAAAUGAGUAGCGAGAGCUUGGCCCCAGCCACUGAAGUCACUGCCUCCUCCACUGUCAUUCUGGAGGCUACGCAGGCUGCCCGGCCGAAUGAAACGGUUUCCAGCAAUACGACAGCCACAACAGAGCCCGGCAAAAAGUUGCGCAAGAAGAAGAAGGACCUCGCCGAGUGUCAUAAGCCCAUUAAGAUCGAGCGCUUCAGCGAUCUGGACAAGGAUUCGCCGGUGUCCUCACGCACGCGCAAGGGCAGCACAGAGUCGCGUGCUAACCAGGAACAUUCCAUCUACACGGAUGCACUAGAAGGACCGCCAUCAGCCGAGACAGUGGCGCCAAGUAACGCCACCAUGGUUAUUGGUCCUGCCCCCACCACGGACGACAGCCCACGUGGACCGGCUGCGGAUGCCACCUUUGAGGUGCCUCCCGAAAACAAGAAGGCGCCGACUAAACAGGACAGCCUCCUUACCGAGGAUGAGUCGCUGGAGGACAAACUGCCCGUGGCCAAGACACUCUCGAACAUCAAGGCGAUGAAGUUGCCGGCUCGCGCCCACGAGCUCUUUAAUCCGCUACUGCAGAGUCCCGUGAAGAUGCGCGUGGAGGCAUUCGAGAACGCUGCUCAAGCGCAGACCAAUCUGCGUCCCAAGCGGACUAAGGAUGUGCAGGGAACGCCGGGAUCCAGCAUUACGCCCAAGGUAGGCAGACUGCCACCUCCGGUGGUGGGGCGCUUCUACACGCCUACACAGACGAGCAGCAUGCUGCCGGCGAGCUCGGCGAUGCCCAAGAAGGCACCGGCUAGUGCCUCCAAGGCUACAACGCUGAUGAAGACGGCAACCGGGACAAACCUUAAGUCCACCAACUCGAGCUCCACCAAGUCGCUGGUGCGCGAAAACAGCGGCGACGACUUCCGCAAGGGACUGCACAAUCUGGCUGAGGAGCGCAAGAAGAUGCGCGAACUAAAGCAUCAGCAGGCCGCCCAGCAACGCGAGGCCAAGGAUCGGGAGCGGGCUGAGCGCAUGGCCAAAUUAACCGCUGAGCGCGCCAAGAAACAGGAGGAACGCAAGCGUAUAGAGGAGCGCAAGCGUCAGGAGACUGAGGAGCAGCUGCGCAAGAUGCGCCAGCAGGAGGAGGCCGAGGCCCUCAAGAAGGCAAAGUUGAAGGAGCUGGAGCAGCAGAAGUUGCAGCAACUGACCGGGGCAAAGGCCAAGAAGAUGUUGCCGCCGCCGCCGAAAACGAAGUACACUUGGGAGAUGCUUCACGAGGAUGACUCAACAGACGACGAAGGCAAGGUCACCCACAAACGGCCACCUGCGCCCACCUGGAGUCGCAGUCAUGUGCGGGGAGACGCGAUUCUCAUGCAGAGCCACGUCCCCACCGAAAUCAUCGACAGUUUCUUCUCGGUGGCGCCCACCACUCCGGACCUGAAGGAGAUAUUCCCGAACAUCGAUCCCAGCCUGCUGAGGCGGAACUCCAGCGUACUGUGGUCUACACCGCCGCGCUACUCCGAGCUGCCGAAAUACUAGCCCAGUAGUUCUGUUUUUCAUUAUCGUAAUCGUACAUCUUUAUUAUUGAAUAAAUAAAGUUAAUUGUCAAAAUUA